GUGAUGCGGCGUGAUGUACGGUAACGACACCGAGGAGGUCGAGGGCGACUCCAGGGGACAGGCGCACAUCGCGGCACUCUUCACGCUAUAUAUCCUCGUCUCCAUCAUCGGUAUUAUUGGUAAUGUAAGUUUAAUGGCCGCGUUAGCGUCAAGCGGUGCGUCGCGUCUACGCACGCCGCAACUUCUGAGCGCGUGUGCGGCCGACUUGCUGGUGUGUGCCGCGAGCGCUCCCCUCGCUGCGACCCGCGCUGCUAGGAUACACCACUUGCCGUGCCAAGUCACGCAUUAUAUUGAAUCGUUCCCCGUGGCCGCGAGCACACUGUCACUGGUCGCGAUGGCUGCGGAUAGGUGCGGUGCGGUGCGGCGUGGACGCGGCUCGCUGUGUGCACGCGCCUUUCUUGCUGUAUUCGUUGUAUGGCUGGCGGCAUUAAUACUAGGUGCAAUCACAGUAAUAGCAACCUGCCUAUCGUGCCCACCGCUAGCAGCCGCGCACGCCGUGGUCACCUACUGCAUACCUGUCAUAGCUGUCACCCGCUGCCACUGGGCCGUACGUGUCAAACUGACAGCUCUGUCACUGACAGCUAGAGCCGCGCACGGCGAGCUACCCUUGCCAGUUCCACUAAUACAGAGGCCGUCACACGUUAUCAUAGUAGCGGGAGUUGGAAGAGAGAGAAGAGACGCAGUAGACGUUGGGGAUGUUAGAGCAAAGAAGCUCCAGCCGAGUCUAUUGGGUCCACAACCUCAAACGUCGACGUUGCGUUCGCGACGACGUUUGGGGAACGUUUUAGUCGGGAUCGCUUUGGUUUUCGCGGGUUGCUGGUGCCCUCACGCUGCUAUAGUGAUAUGCAGUGCGUUUGGUUUGAACGCACCUUUGGUGUUGAGUCAGUAUGCGCUUUUGCUCGGUCACGCACAUUCAGCGCUGAACGCUGCGGCUUAUUGGCUGCUGAACAGACAUGCGUUGACCGCUGCUUGCGCUGCAUGGCGUAUACCCCAACUGAGGGUUCGUGAAGAGAGGCCUUCGUCAACAAAUGAAGCGGCGUUGGGAGCCUUCCAUCCCCGUCUCGCACGCCCGGCUCCUUCACCCCGACCACCUCCCUCUAGCUUUCUAUACUGAUGUCCAUCUAUAUACCGUUUCACAACUUAUGGGUACUGUGAUACAUACCAGAUUACCUUUGCAGUCAUUCAUUGCGAUUGAUGUAAUAUACCUAUAAAUAAUA
Pararge aegeria (speckled wood butterfly) is the source of this 1217-nucleotide messenger RNA. It is a transcript of the gene NGR-A17, whose product is annotated as galanin receptor type 3. Gene Ontology annotation, cellular component: membrane. The transcript is spliced from 4 exons. Bases 14 to 1114 code for a protein of 366 amino acids. Gene Ontology annotation, biological process: G protein-coupled receptor signaling pathway. The record is from RefSeq and is a predicted model, not a curated record. Gene Ontology annotation, molecular function: G protein-coupled receptor activity. NCBI's taxonomy places the organism in Eukaryota, Metazoa, Arthropoda, Insecta, Lepidoptera, Nymphalidae.